Messenger RNA from Diuraphis noxia (Russian wheat aphid), 519 nucleotides. RefSeq lists its product as uncharacterized. NCBI's taxonomy places the organism in Eukaryota, Metazoa, Arthropoda, Insecta, Hemiptera, Aphididae. The record is from RefSeq and is a predicted model, not a curated record.
AUGGAUGAGUCAUAUUUAGACGUGACGGCCGACUAUGUCGACGAUUGUAAAAUAACUCAAAAGAGUAACCAUUCGUUCACGCCGUAUUCAAGCUCAGCUCUAUCAUACAAUGAGRAAAUUAGAAUUAAUGUUCAARACAUGGAUUCUUACACUUUGCCGUGCGAGAGUUAUAUUUWCAUCGAGGGWAAAGUUAACAAACCRGCCGAUGCAGCGGGGGAAGUUCGUUUUUCAAAUAACGGAUUGGYAUUUUUAUUCUCCGAGAUGCGAUAUGAAAUAAACGGAAUAGAAAUACAAAAAUUGAAAUCACCCGGAGUGUCAUCAUAUUUGAAAGCAUACUGCUCGUACACUCCAAACGAUUUGAAUGCGUUAGAGAAUGCGGCUUGGGACUCGGAAAUGGAUAGUGAAGAUAACAAAAAUUGUAUGACCAAUAAUAUAUUUUCCGGGUGUAUUCCUCUAAAACAUGUUUUCGGAUUUUGUGAAGAUUACAAAAAGAUAUUACUCAAUUGCAAUCAAUUUUAA